This is a messenger RNA of Closterium sp. Yama58-4, 732 nucleotides long. The record is from the annotation of a GenBank genome assembly. Lineage: Eukaryota; Viridiplantae; Streptophyta; Zygnematophyceae; Desmidiales; Closteriaceae.
AUGCUGAUUCUCCUGUGCUCUGCGUUCGUAUUCGCAAUGCUCACCUCUGCACUCGCUGUGCCAGCUCUCGCUGACGUCACACCCACUGAAGCCACGCCUGCUGCUGACGUCACAGCCGUCAGCACUACCACCCACUCACUCACUGCACCUCGCAAGGUGCUGCUGGUGCAAGCCUCUGAUCCUGGGCAGCGCAAGGGAGUACCUUCAAAGAAGUGCAAUGGUAGCGGCAGCAGCAGCGGCAGCGGCAGCAGCGGCGGCAGCGGCGGCAGCGGCGGCAGCGGCGGCGGCAGCAGGGGAGUGGACAAGGCGGCGAUUCUGGAGGAGCACAAUAAGGCGCGGCGGGCAGUGGGAGUGCCGGCGCUCUCAUGGGACGACAAAGUGGCAGCAGCAGCGAAGCAGUGGGCUGAUCACCUCGCCUCCAGCGGAUGCAAAAUGAAGCACGGAGGGGCCAAGGGGCUUGGGCAGAACCUGUACUGGAAGCGCCCUGCCAAGCUGAACAGUGCCGAGGACGGGGCGGCGGUGCGGGCGUGGGUGGCGGAGAAGGCGCACUGGACGUACAGUGCCAUGCCCAAGGGGUGUGCAGGCGGCAAGGUGUGUGGGCACUACACGCAAGUGGUGUGGCGCGGUACCCAGCGUGUCGGGUGCGCUGCUGCCCAGUGUGCGGAUGGCGGGGGCAUGUGGGUUUGCGAUUACUCGCCGCCGGGAAACAUGGUGGGGAAGACUCCGUAUUAG